AUGUCAGACAAGAUCACCGAAAAGCUUAAGGCGUUUUCCAGUAAGAUGACCGACGGCGCUCUCGGGCACAGCAACGAGCACGCGCAGCACGCCGGCGGCGACGCGUACAACACAGACUCGGACGCGGACGUGGACCCUUUGCAGAAGAGUGAGUCGGACCGCGUGUCGCAGCAAGUGACCGAGGACCAGAAGGCGCACGCGCCCGGCACGCACAUCGAGCGCAAUGCCGACGAGAAGCCCCGCACCAAGUCGUUCCUCGAGAGCGACGGCAUCGACGAGAUGAAGCCCGUCACCCGCAAGCACCGCGUCUCGUCGCUGUCGCUCAGCGACCAGUGGCGCGCCAACCAGGACCUGCACCCGCUCACAUCCAUGGACAACAACGAGGGCACGCCUUCGUCACGCGUGCCCUCGCGUAAGGCCUCCAUGGUGUCGCGCCACUCCAGUGUGUCGCGUCGCGCGUCCACCGUGCGCACCCGCCAGCAGAUCAUCGACCACGAGCGUGUCGCAUCCUACGCCUUUGCCUUCGACAUUGACGGUGUCAUCGUGCGCGGACCCGAGACUAUCCCCGAGGCGCGCGAUGCCCUGCGCAUGCUGAACGGCGAGAACAAGUACAACAUCAAGGUGCCCUACAUCUUCAUCACCAACGGCGGUGGCCGCUCCGAGAAGGCCCGUUGCAAGGACCUCUCCAAGCGCCUGAACAUCACCGUUACCAAGGACCAGGUCAUCCAGGGCCACACCCCUAUGAAGGACCUCGUUCCCAUCUACAAGAACGUUCUGGUCGUGGGCGGCGUGCUGGACUCGUGCCGUAAGGUGGCCCAGGACUACGGUUUCAAGAACGUGUACAUCCCUCUGGACAUUAUGAAGUGGAACCCCAGUGUAACCCCUUACUACCAGCUUUCCGAAGAGGAAAACGCCGUAGCUCGCGACGUGGACUUCUCCAAGGUGCCUAUCGACGCCAUCCUCGUGUUUGCGGACUCCAGAAACUGGGCCGCGGACCAGCAGAUCAUCUUGGAGAUUCUGCUCUCCAAAAACGGUGUCAUGGGCACUGUCGCCAAGGACCCUAGCGACAACAAGGUCGGUUUGUACUUUGCGCACUCCGACUUCGUGUGGGCCACCGACUACGGUCUCUCUCGUUACGGUAUGGGCGCUCUGCAGGUGUCCAUCGCCGCGCUUUACCAGGAACACACCGGUCGCGAGUUGCAGGUCACCCGUUUCGGUAAGCCACAACGUGGUACCUUUAGAUUCGCCGAAAAGGUUUUGUCCAACUGGAGGAGAAACACCCUCACUGAGCAUGUCGAGCAGCUCAACCUCGAGGACGGCGAAACCAGCGACAGCGCUCCCUCAGACUCCGAGGAUGAGGGCACUGACACCGACGGCGCUGUUCUCGAACAGACCGACAAACUGGUGCUCGACCUCCCACCUGCCUCCACCGUGUACUUUGUCGGUGACACACCAGAGUCUGACAUCAGAUUUGCCAACUCCCACGACUCCUCUUGGUACUCUAUCUUGGUGAAGACCGGUGUUUUUCAAGGCAACACCACACCUAAGUACCAGCCCAAGAAGAUUUGUGAAAACGUGCUAGAGGCCGUGAAGUUCGCCAUUGAGAGGGAGCAUCAGAAAGAGCUGGAGGAAUGGAACAGCUCCGUGGUUGACGCUCCUGUCGUUGAUGAGCGUACUGCCAAGAUCGGCAACAGGUAA
Molecule: messenger RNA, 1698 nt
Organism: Lachancea thermotolerans CBS 6340
Lineage: Eukaryota; Fungi; Ascomycota; Saccharomycetes; Saccharomycetales; Saccharomycetaceae
Product: KLTH0F07810p
Exons: 1
Coding region: 1-1698 (565 amino acids)
Biological process (GO): glycerophospholipid biosynthetic process
Cellular component (GO): mitochondrion
Source: RefSeq, a predicted model, not a curated record